GCACAGCUCACCUUCAGAUGGAGGAAGUACACAAACUACCAAAAACCACAGGACAAACUCCAAACGCCACAUUUCUGCGGAGGUACGAUGACGAACGUUGUUGUUGUUGUGGAAAAUGUCAUGAACCACGUGACACGACUCACCCAAACUCCGCUAAAUAAAGGAAGGAGGAGGGCUCAUCUGGGGAGGAACAACACCAGACUUAGUCACCACUGUUCACACCACUAUGUGUUACCAUGGGACAAACAUCUUUUGUGUGGCUGCAGGUGCUGAUCUCUUUGCUCUGCUGUGAAACAAACCAAGGCACAGGAAGGAUCUCAGGGAUGAUGUGCAGAGAUGGGUUAACAUGGCAAACAUCUAGGUUGGGGCUGCGGUGAACAGAGCCAAACCUUCAGAGUGAACUGUAGAGACUCUAUGGAUGUUCUUGGAGACGACCCAAACGCUCCUCAUGUCUGAGGAGCACCAGCUGCUGUCUGCUCGUCCCUGUUAAGAAUGUCCUGGGGUGAGGGCAGCAUGGUUCUAUGCUGUUCUGACAGCUGAAACACAGCUUGUUGAGAUUUACUCAGAACCUUUCAUUCACUGUCAACGGGCAUUUACAUAUUUGGAAUUAUCUUGAAUUCACAGUUCGUCUGACUGUGAGUCCCAGCAGGUCUCAGUUCUUCAGAGGAGAGUCUGUGUCUCUGAGCUGUGAGGACGACGACGCAUCUGGAGGAUGGAGACUGAGGAGGAACACGAGCAGAGACACUAGAGCUGAGUGUGAAGAAUGGGGAGAACCUGAAGGUUCUACCUGCAUGCUUAGUGCCAUUGUCCCAUUUGACAGUGGAGUUUACUGGUGCGAGUCCAGCUCUGCAUCCAGCAGCAGCAGCAGCAGCAGCAGCAGCAGCAGCAGCAGCAGCAGCAGCAGCAUCAACAUCAGUGUCUCUGGUGGAUCAGUGAUCCUGCAGAGUCCUGUCCUCCCUGUGAUGGAGGGACAUGAUGUCACUCUGCACUGUCAAACAAAGAGCCCUCCCUCCAAGCUCCCAGCUGAUUUCUAUAAAGAUGGCUCCCUCAUCAGGACUGAGCCUACAGGUCACAUGACCAUCCACCGUGUCACCAAGUCUGAUGAAGGAGCCUAUAAAUGCAGCAUCCAGGCUGGUGGAGAGUCUGCGUCCAGCUGGAUGCUGGUCUCAGAUAAACCAGCGUCCACAGUUCAGACCUCUGCAGCUGCUUCCUCCCUCUCUCCUCCUCCUCCUCCUCCUUCUUUCUCUGUGUUUCUUAUCGUUAUCUCCGUCUUUGCUCUGCUGCUGGUUUUACUGGUUCUACUGGUGAGACGCUGCCUUUAGAGGAAACCUGACGAUCUUGUAUCAUGCUUCCACUGCUGCUUCUAACACCAGCGUUGAGGACAGAUGUUCUCCAUCCAUCCACCGGAAGCUGCUCAGCUCAGGAAGCCUGUGAACAGAAGCAGAUGGAGGAGGAAGCUGCUCCAUGUACAACCUUCAGGUUUGACCACGCUGCUCUGCUGCAGUGCACGAGAGCAGAAGAUGAUCACAAUCACAGAGCUCGUCUGACUGUGAGUCCCAGCAGGUCUCAGUUCUUUAGUGGGGAGUCUGUGUCUCUAAGCUGUGAGGAUGACGAAUCUGGAGGAACAAGACUGAGGAGGAACACAAGCAGACGAUGGAUGUCUCAGUGUGGAGCUGGUUGGGGAAAACCAGCUGGUUCCUCCUGCAGGAUCAGCUACGUCCUCCCAUUUGACAGUGGAGUUUACUGGUGCGAGUCCAGCUCUGCAUCCAGCAGCAGCAGCAGCAGCAGUAGCAGCAGCAGCAGCAGCAGCAGCAGCAGCAGCAGCAGCAGCAGCAGCAGCAGCAGCAGCAGCAUCAACAUCAGUGUCUCUGGUGGAUCAGUGAUCCUGCAGAGUCCUGUCCUCCCUGUGAUGGAGGGACAUGAUGUCACUCUGCACUGUCAAACAAAGAGCCCUCCCUCCAAGCUCCCAGCUGAUUUCUAUAAAGAUGGCUCCCUCAUCAGGACUGAGCCUACAGGUCACAUGACCAUCCACCGUGUCACCAAGUCUGAUGAAGGAGCCUAUAAAUGCAGCAUCCAGGCUGGUGGAGAGUCUGCGUCCAGCUGGAUGCUGGUCUCAGACAAAGCUUCCACCUCGUCUCCUCCUGCAUCCACCUCCAGGUCUAAUCCUACGUCUCCUCCCUCGUCUCAUCUUCUUCCUGUGAUUGUGUCAGUUCCUUUCGUCUCGUCUCUGGUUUUACUGGUGUUGAUGUUUCUGCUGAGGAGAAACUGGCUUCACAGAAAAUCUAAAGGUGAAAUCGAUGUUGGAGGAAACGACAUUACGUACAGUGACAUCAGGAUAAAACGCGAGCAGCAGCCGAGCAGACAGAGAAGAGGUAACAUCUGGAUCCUUGUCUUUAAAGCUCCUCCUGUUUCAAGCUCCACAUCUGCAGCUGCUUCAGCUCACACUGAUCGUACUGAUGACGACCUGGGUCAGAACCAGACCUGCUUUGAGCUGGAUCUGGAGGUAGAACAGUCCACGGUUACAUCCAGACACUGGCUACAUGCAAACUAACACGCGGCACUCAGAACAACAGGAGGCCUUUGAACGCAUCACGUACAACACCAUAAAUGUCCCCCACAGAAACAUUUCAGUCCCGUUUCUACAGCAGCUUCGCUGUGAGCUUCUUGUUUGCUCAUGACCAGCGUUUAUUUGUCAGACUCAGGCUCCGUGUGUGUGUGUGUGAGCCUCCACGUGUCGGCUUCACACUCACCUCUUUAUCCGGAUCAUGAGGUGAUGAAGCUGCUGCCGUGCAGACGUGAAACUCUGAGGUUUCUGUGUCUGUGGUUGUUGCUCAGUGUUUGUGUGGUUAUGUUCAUGUAGCAGCGUGUGGUUCACAGCUUCAUGCUUCAUCCUCUGUUAUCAGAGUCCGACCAAAGUGUCAGAACACGUGUUAGAAAAACCCAGAACUGGAGAGAAUGAAGAGAACAGAGGCUAAAACAUUAACCUCCAACCAAGCGAAGGUGUAGAAACGAAUGAGCAGCAGGUGGAAGAUAGACAUAGCAAGGUUCUACUAAAGAAGAUGGAACAUGAAGGUCCCAGAGAAUCUGAGACAGGAUAAGAGACAAGCAGGUGACCAAGGCCUGAGAGGAGGAACAGGUAAAAGCAAAAGGAAAACAUAGAGCCAACCAGAGCAUCAACAUCUGGAGUCUCCAAAGACAGACCAACGAUUCUAAAGCACAAACAAGAUGUUUGACUUUGAGUCAAAGCAUGUAACGUUGACUCUGCUCCAGCUCUGACUCAUGUCUCAUGUUU
This is a messenger RNA of Betta splendens (Siamese fighting fish), 3292 nucleotides long. RefSeq lists its product as uncharacterized. Gene Ontology annotation, biological process: cell surface receptor signaling pathway. Gene Ontology annotation, molecular function: transmembrane signaling receptor activity. NCBI's taxonomy places the organism in Eukaryota, Metazoa, Chordata, Actinopteri, Anabantiformes, Osphronemidae. The record is from RefSeq and is a predicted model, not a curated record. The transcript has 15 exons. Bases 1346 to 2551 code for a protein of 401 amino acids.